Molecule: messenger RNA, 608 nt
Organism: Camellia sinensis
Lineage: Eukaryota; Viridiplantae; Streptophyta; Magnoliopsida; Ericales; Theaceae
Source: RefSeq, a predicted model, not a curated record
GUGGCAUGGUGAGACUAAAAGUCUGGUGAGCUAUGGAACUCAAGGCCAGGAGGGAAGUCGUUCCCUAUAAACGCUAACCCAAAAAUACGCAUUCUUUUGCAUUUCAUUUCUCUCUCUCUCUCUGUGUUUGUGUCUGUCUUUCUAAAUUGUCAUCGUUAGAGAGAAAAUAGACAUAUAUGAUGAGUGAGAGUAAUAUAGAAGAAAUGGGCGUUCGUUCUCUGGUAAUGGAAACACUAAGCGAGAAGGUCACAUUCAUGAGGGAGUCUCUGCAGAAGAGCCAAACCUUCACAGACAACAUGGUCACCAUUCUUGGCUCUUUUGACCAUCGCCUCUCUGCCCUUGAAACUGCCAUGCGCCCUACUCAGAUAAGGACGCAUUCGAUUAGGAGGGCACACGAAAACAUUGAUAAGACACUGAAGGCUGCUGAGGUCUUUUUGGCCCAAUUUGAUCUUUCACGCCAGGUUGGUUGUUUGUUGUUCUGUCUCUUUUCAUCAUCAAUUAUAUAUAUCUAUCCGGUUUACUUCAUCCAAAUAAAAUCUUGGAUGGUUUGGCAUAAUACCAUACUGAAUUUGUACAUUUAUAUAUAUUGUCUCUAUUAUUGUCAAUAA